GGGCUCCCAUACAGAGCCGGGCGCUUAAUUAUCUCCGUCUCUUCGCGCUUCUUGCGCACUCUCCGUGAAUCGUCCCGUUAGUGCUUGCCUUGCCUCGAUAUGUCCAGCCCCCAUUUCUCUCUGAGUCAUGCGGACUGUCAUUACUCGCAGCCUAAACAGCUCAUUCCUUAAGCCGGAACAGAUGAAACGCACAUACUCAUACGCACAGUAACCAUAAAUCGUGAUCUCUGCAACUACCGGAGGAUUUGUAGUACGAGCUCCCGAGCUCGAAGGAAGCCGUCGACCUCCGUAUAUCCACCGCGUUAUCCCAUGAGGUCCCACGGAGAAUGCAAUGGAUGGUUCAUCCGGAAUUUAUCUUAGGGUAUUGACUCAAGGGGCACUUUUUUCGGUGUCCUGAUAUUUGAUCGGCGAGGAGUCUUGGUCUAAAUGGGUCCGGUCAUGCCUCCCAGCAAGAAGUCGGAAGGUUCGGGCGUGAGUGUGGCCAGUGGGCUGAGGCGUCUGUACGCCUCGUCCGGCUGCUUGAGCCGCGCGCUCCAGGAGGCCGAGGAGAUGGACCUGACGCUCCCUCCGCCACCGCCACUCCCGCCAGGCGGCCUCAAGGCCGAGAAGACGUCAUCCGGGGGCGGAGGAGGUGGAGGUGGCGGCGGAGGAGGAGGAGGAGGAGGAGGAGGUGGCGAAGACGAGGAGCUGACCAACCUCAACUGGCUCCACGAGAGCAAGAACCUGCUCAACAGCUUCGGCGACCCGGUGCUGCGCAGCGUGAGUCCGGUGCAGGAGCUGGACGAGGACGGGCCGCCGUCGCCCGCCCAGUCGGACCCGGCCUACGACGCCAAGCAGAACCCCAACUGCAAGCCGCCCUACUCCUUCAGCUGCCUCAUCUUCAUGGCCAUCGAGGACGCGCCCGCCAAGCGCCUGCCCGUCAAGGAUAUUUACAACUGGAUCCUGGAGCACUUCCCCUACUUCGCCAACGCGCCCACCGGCUGGAAGAACUCGGUCCGGCACAACCUGUCCCUCAACAAGUGUUUUAAGAAAGUGGACAAAGACAGGAGCCAGAGUAUCGGUAAGGGCUCCCUGUGGUGCAUAGACCCAGAGUACCGGCAGAACCUCAUCCAGGCGCUCAAGAAGACCCCGUACCACCCCUACUCCCAGGUGUUCACACCCCCACCCACCUCUCCUCAGGGGUACCAGAGUAUGUCCAGCCCCCCGGUGUGGCCAGGCAGCCCCUUCUUCAGAAAAAAUAAAGGAGUCCUCCUUCAAGAUCCAGACAUUGACGCUGCCACAGCCAUGAUGCUUUUGAAUGCCUCGGCCCUCCCGUUCUCCUUCCCUCAGGGAGUGAUCCAGAAUGGAGCUCGGAUGGUGAGCCAGAGUAGCUUCCCCGACAUCAGAGCCCUCCCCAUCAGGUCGGUGUUGGCGGGCUGCCGGAUGCGCAGCGACAGCGAGCCCUCGUGCGACUCCCCUCUGGUCAGCAGCGACCCCAAAGAGGACCACAACUACAGCAGCGGCGUGAAGACGGGCGGCGCCGACUCGCCCUCCCCCGGCCCCCUCCAGGGCAGCGAGGCCGGCAGUUUCCACGGCAACAGCGAGGCGGCCAGCGACCCGGAGGACGACGACAAGAGCAAGAUCAAGAAGGAGCCGCGGGAGUGGUCCGUGGACGCCUUCGCCCUCGCCCAGCACAAGAAGCGCCAGCACCCGCCGCCCUCCGCCAAGGUCAGAGGUCAACGGGCCGCCAGCGACACGCUGCCGCUGAAGAAGCGGCGCACGGAAAAGCCGCCCGAGAGCGACGACGAGGAGAUGAAGGAGGCGGCGGGGUCCCUCCUCCACCUGGCGGGCGUCCGCGCCUGCCUGAACAAUAUCACCAACCGGACGGCAAAGGGGCAGAAGGAGGCCUCGAAAAACUGAGCGAAAACGAAAAGAGAGACAAAAACAGUCCUUUCUGCCUGGCCGGAGGAAUAAAGCGGAAAAAUAAAAAAAAUAAACACGGAAAUAGAGAAAAAAAAACAUCACUUUUAAUAGAAUUUGCUAUUUUUUUUCAGGACAUCAGGUGAAUUCUACUGAUUUGUGGCAAUACCAACAAUCACUUUGUUUUCCUAUCUUUAUAAGUAAUGUUUUUUCCGAGGGUGCGUUACUUUGUUUGUUGUUCUAUUUUUUUUGUUUUGUUUUUGUUUUGUUGAAAGGAGAUUAAAGCCAUAGCAAAACCUUUAUAUGAUGUUCAGAUGAUUUAGUGAUAAUUUAGUCUUUUUAUUUCAGGUUUGUUUGUUUAAUUUGUUUGGCUGAAAUUAAAACAAAUAAGAAUCAAAACACCCCCCUCUAACAUACUUCAGAUUGGCACAGUUGGAAGCAGGAUGUUGAAUUAAUACAACAGAAGACACAAACAAAAUUCAACAGUUUAAUAAUCUUGCUUGCAGUUUCUUAGAGCAGGAUAGUGGAGUGGAUCGUAGUGAUAUUUCGCAUAAGAAGACACUGUGGGAGGCUCUGUGUUAGCAUUGUUAGAUUAGCGUUGUGUUCUUCCCUUCCCAGAUGGUUUCCGUGGGAGACGGCUACACUGUUGCCUCACCUGGGGGGAAGGAUUUCAGGGCUGGAGAGUGCCAAAGAGGACCCCACCAGCAGACAGGGCAGCCUUUGCCUGACCAGAAAUGCACUAGUUUGACAAACAGUGGUAACAGUUGAAAUGAGACGGAAGAGUUGCAGAACACAACGGAGGACAUGUUUCUUGUGUUUCUCCUGCCUCUGUAUUUCAUGUGAGGUCUUCUUAGCAGAUGGUAUUAGGCUAGCGCAAAAAUAUAACACCAAUACAAAGCCAUAAGCCUUUAACAAGUGCUUUUUGGAGAGAGAGGGGACAAACUGUAUUGUCCUUAAAACUGCCAGUCUCCUUUUAAGCAAUCAUGAUUAGGAACUUAGAAAUCCUACUGAGGGUAGAAACGCUACCAAACCUGCCAAUCAUAUUGUAGUGAUAAAAUAAGGAAACUUACCACGGAGGUUGUAUAUUUCUUUUGUUGUGUUUGUUUAUUUGUGUUUUUUAAAAACCCUCAAGAUGUAAUAAGCAAUUCCAUCCAGUCAGGAUAAACGCUGUAUAGAAUGUCCCAUUAGUCUAUCUUCUCCCUGUCUUAAUUUAAGCAAUUGUAGCCAGCAGGACUUUCCAAAUCAUGUUGCAUGGGUUCUGUAAAGAAGACGACGACGAAGAAGAAGAAGAAGAAGAAGAAAAGAAGAAGAAGAAGAAGAUGAAGACGAAGAAGAAAAAAGAUGUUUUUUUAAAUCAAAGUUCAUGUACGUAAAUAAUGUAUUUAGCAUGGAGCAUGAAUUAUUUUCAUAUAAAUAGAGAAACUAGAGAACCAAGACGGCUUCAGACGUCUGAGCUCAGAGGCUUGGACUUUCUUGUCAUUUUUGUCUUAAUUUGACAAAAAAAAACUCUUUUGUUUUGUUUGUUUGUUUGUUUUUUUAUUUGUUUGUUGUUCUCAUUCAUACUUGUUUUCAAGCAGGCAUUAAAACGGAUAAACCUUCUUCAGGGACAAACACAGACUGUUUGGGCAUCUAUCUCUGCAAUAUGAGGACUUCAUGUUACGUAACGAGUAGGGCUAAGCCGUUCUGUCCGACUGCUUUGUGUCCACUCCACCUCCAGACAGAGCGCGGGUCUGGCUCGGAUGCGGCGUGGAUCUGGCUCAGUGCCGGUCGCCCCUGCGGGGGUCAGCUCUCGUCUGCUCGCACUCUCGGCACGACCCCUCAAGGCUCUAACACCAGCUGAUUCUGGAGUGGAUCAAGCUCAGAGGAAGUCCAGAUCUGACUGAUUCGGACUAAGUUGUUCUGAUCUGGACUAGAUCCGAUCUGCUCUGAUGGUGGUUUGGGAUCAGGCUCCGAUCUGAAUUCGAUCCGUUUCGAGGUCAGCCAGCGGGCAUCUGGGAACACACACUUUUGGUCAGCGCUGUGGUCAGUGCUCUGGUUUCAGGAGAAGUUAGUAGUGAGUGUCGGUCCCCGUCCUGCAUCCGGUGCUCCCAGGUUCAGUGCUUCAGUUUAAUCUCCAUUUGCUGUCAAAAGUGUGCUUGUUUUGAUACUGUGGAUGUCUUCUGUAUUUCAAGGUCUUCCAUUUGUACGACACAGGAGUUUACUAGUCAUGUUUCUUUCAGAGUAUUCGCCACUGUCGAUGUAGCAUUGUUCAGGUGCGUCACCAGUAUUAGUACCUGUCAUCCAGACACACGCACACAUACACUGAUUCUCUGUCUUUCUCUCUCUCUGUGUCUCUCCUUCUCUCUGUCCCUCUCUCUUUCACACACACACACACACACACACACACACACACACACACAAACAAAUAGUGGAGAAAUGACAUGACUAUAAAAUUACAAGAGAGCUAAACACUCUAGUGCAGACAUUUGCUUUCUCCUCUCUCUGGAUUGCACUAAGAUGAUAAGUUACAGAUAUUUUUAAAGUUCAGUGCCAAAGCCUAUAGUGAUUUGAUAUCUUAUCUAUCUCUCUCUCUCUCUAUAUAUAUAUAUAUAUAUAUAUGUUACCUAGAAAAUGAUACAUACUUGAUCUGUGUGCCAGAGAUCUGUCAAUAAUGACCUGUAGCAUUUUCUUUUGUCUCAACGGGGCCCUGUAUUAUGGAGUGCUCUCUCUUGUUCCCAGUAAAGCGCUGUAAAUUGCUCAUCAUGAUUCGUUGUGUGUGAUGCUCUCUCACGUACAGUAUGUCUGCCUUCCUGCUCAUCACCCCGCACACUCCAAAAGUGCUCAUGUUCCGGCAGCCGGCUCUCCGCAGUAUGUGAAAUGAAUUAUUAUAUAUUAAAAAAAACAAAACGAAACAAAACAAAAAAAACCGACAAAAAAUCGGACCUAUAAGUGAUCCAGAGUCUUGCAGUCCUCUUCUUUUCCGACCCACAGGCAUGUGUAGGUACAGUAUCUCAGCGGUCAGUAAAGCGCCAACCAUCUGUUGUGCAUCGUUGUUCACCCCCGUUUGGAAAAUGUGACAAGGCCUCUGGCUUCGUCAGAGACAAAGGGCCCUAAUUUUAACGAUAGGCAAAGUGCAAAGUCUUAGGCUAACUGAAGCUAACUUAUUGACUCACUAGACAAUAUUAAUUUGCUAGUUUAACUUCAUGGGCAAGACACAGAAGAGCAAACAUUGAUGAGUCAUCUCAAUGCUCCCAAAUGCCACAUGAUAGCUGUUUUUCAAGCUCGAGAACUUCAGAGCCUGCAGACAGACUUUGCAUUUUGCCCUCCAAGUGAAUUAGUGUCCUGUAACGCCGUAGACCGACACGGUCCACACGGACGGCCUCAUCUUUGCCUUCCUCAGAUGUCAACACUCACUACAUAACUUUUCCUUGAGCUUCACACUCAGUCAAUGAUGGAAGAUCUUCUAAAUGAUAUUACAAUCAGAAAGCAUCAAUAUUAGCCAGGCAAAUAAUGGUCAACUAAGAGGCAAUGUGUUUUUUAUUAUUAUUACAAUUGUAAUUAUUACCUUUCACUUGUUUUGUUUGGUUUUGUUUGGUUUUGUUUGGUUGAGUCUUUUUUUUCUUUUUGUAAUUGUUACGUUUGAAACGUUAAUGUUUAACUGCCAUUUCGUUUGUUAGAUUCAAACAUCUCAAAGAAGAAAGACAGAAUGAGGGAAAACAAACUAUAUGAUGCUGUCUGGUUUGGCAUGACUAUCCAACUGACUGGUCAAUAUGGAGGCGUAUUUGCAUUCUAUAUUUUCUUGACGCGUAAUCAUAUUGCCAAAGACAAAUGAUUCAAAAAUAUGAUGUAAAUAUCACUGUUGUUCAUUACUAUGACAGGAAUAUGUUUUGUUUGUUUGUUUGUUUGUUUGUUUGUUUUAAUUUUUUUCCCUCUCAAACAUACCAUCAUGUUUCUGUGCUGUAUUGUCUUCCAGUUGCAAUAAAAAAGAGUUGCAAACGUUGCAAAAAUCUUUGAAUAAGAUGUUUUUGAGCUGUCUGUUUAAUAAUAAAGUCACCUCCUGCAGAAUAA
Sardina pilchardus (European sardine) is the source of this 5946-nucleotide messenger RNA. Its product is annotated as forkhead box protein N3-like. Gene Ontology annotation, molecular function: cis-regulatory region sequence-specific DNA binding; DNA-binding transcription factor activity. Gene Ontology annotation, biological process: regulation of DNA-templated transcription. The coding region runs from base 427 to 1899 and encodes 490 amino acids. The record is from RefSeq and is a predicted model, not a curated record. NCBI's taxonomy places the organism in Eukaryota, Metazoa, Chordata, Actinopteri, Clupeiformes, Clupeidae. Gene Ontology annotation, cellular component: nucleus. The transcript has 7 exons.